AGUUUCAACGGCAUCUGCACAUGUUCUUCCUCAAGUGAACUUGAUGAAUCUGAAGCUGCCGACAAGGCGUUUUUGGCACAUUUGGAGUUGCGAUCGGAGAAAAAUACGCAUGCUCAAUUCGUUGAAGUCAUCUCUGCCACACUAUUGCAAACUGCAGUUGAACACGCAAAGAAGGUG
Acaulospora morrowiae is the source of this 177-nucleotide messenger RNA. The record is from the annotation of a GenBank genome assembly. NCBI's taxonomy places the organism in Eukaryota, Fungi, Glomeromycota, Glomeromycetes, Diversisporales, Acaulosporaceae.